CUACGACGCGCACAGGCCUUUUUCAAACUUUGGUCGACGCGAUCGCAUACAAAGCGCGAGUCUGUUUUCGUGCAAAAUAGAAUCCGCGACUGUUUCGAAUGGCAGGUAAUUCCGAUUUUGCGACGCAUCACUGAAAUGGCUGUGAUCCUGGCCGCGCUGCGCCCGCCGACGACGCCCGUGCGCCGCCACGCCCGCCGACGUCAGUGCCACAACUGCCUACAGAUGUUCGUCGAGUACAGCGAGUGCGAGCCGAGCGGCGCGUACACCCGCCUGACGCUUCUCGACGACGACACCCCGGUCUACUGCUCGAGCGACUGCCGCGCCACUGCGGCGAUCCUGCACAUCCAAAACACGUGGGCCCAUGCACAUUGCGCCGGCGCUGACUAUGGCCUCGCUCGCCACGCAAACAGUCGUCUUGCUGCCAAGCCGGACGGCGGCUCGAGCCCACGCGCGAUCCCGUUCCGGCGCUGGUCCUCGGACGCACGGGACCCCGACUCGCUUCUCUGACGCACCGUCGCCUGCUUAUCUAUGAUCGUACCAUUAUUAUUUCCAUCCAACACGGUCGGCCGGCGCACGUUCUUCUUGGAUGUUGCACGGCGCAAUCUCCGAAGAAGCGGGAGCCAGGUCGACCGGCGAAUCGGCUUCCGAUCAACUUCAACUCGGUCGCAGACGUGGUAUACGAGGUGACACGGAUUCACACCGGCUACCGCAUGUCUUUGGCGCCACACGGGAGCGAGCGUACGACGAUGCGCGGAUCUUUGAUGUGGCUUGCCUUCUGGCCUGGAAAGUAAGGCAGUGGAUAUUGCCCCAAAAAGAAAGAAUCGUUGAUUUGAC
Messenger RNA from Saprolegnia parasitica CBS 223.65, 834 nucleotides. RefSeq lists its product as hypothetical. The record is from RefSeq and is a predicted model, not a curated record. The transcript has a single exon. NCBI's taxonomy places the organism in Eukaryota, Oomycota, Saprolegniomycetes, Saprolegniales, Saprolegniaceae. The coding region runs from base 136 to 507 and encodes 123 amino acids.